UGGAUGGGAUGUGGGGGUAGGCUAAUAUUCAAUGUACAUCUUCCCUCAACAAAACUAAUAUAAAAAACAAUCCAAAAAUAGAAAGAAAUCGGGGGGAAGAUCCAAUGAUGUCAAUCUUGAUGAGCUUUUUCUUUCCUCCUCCUCCCUCUCUCUUCAUCACGGCCAUGACCAUUGUAAGCUUCACCUCUCUUGCAUACACCGGACUCUCUGAAAUCAGAGGGAAACACCUUCACUACUCCAAAUUUUGGAACGUUGGAAAUUCUUCGGAAAACAAAAAGAUAGAAAAUGAGAUUAAAAUCUCUAGCAGAGUUGGGAUGCUCUUGUUCUAUGGGCCCGCUGCUGCUGCGGCCGCGGCCUCUUUCUUUGUUCCAGGCUUGGUGGUUGGCCUUAGAGCUCAGUUGCUUAGCUGGGCUCUUCUUGUUCAAUUCUUCAAGAGGGUACUUGAGGUUUUGUUCAUUCAUCAGUACAGUGGACAGAUACUCCUUAGCUCAGCAGUUCCUAUAACCUCAAGUUAUCUUAGUGGCACGGUGAGCAUGAUAUACACACAAUAUCUUUCUCAAAACAUGACUCAACCAUCAAUAGAUUUGAAAUAUCCAGGACUCGUUCUGUUUCUAAUAGGAAUUGCAGGCAAUUUUUACCACCAUGUCCUCCUGUCAAAACUGAGACAAAAGAAUGAGAAAGGCUACAAGAUCCCAAAGGGAGGUCUCUUCGGGUUGAUUAUAUGCCCACAUUAUCUCUUCGAGAUCAUAGCCUUUUAUGGAAUCACUCUCAUUGCACAAACUAUGUAUGCCCUUUCUUUCGCCUUGGGAACUACUGUCUAUUUGAUAGGUAGGAGUUUUGCUACGAGAAAAUGGUAUCUCUCCAAGUUUGAAAGAUUUCCUAGAGAGGUCAAGGCCUUAAUACCUUAUAUUUUCUAAGUGUGAUUCUGGAUCAUGAUCCCUAUAGUAACUGGUUUGGGUGACGAAACUUCUAAUGUUAGUGAUGAAGCUAUUUUCCUGCGGAAUAGUUUGUGAAGUCUCCCUUAUCACUAAGUUCUGUUAAUGUUGAGGAAUGAAUUGGGUGUUUGUAUCAAUUUGCUAACUGUAUAAAUAAAGUUCUUGGAUCUAAUUUAGUUAUGAAAGUCUGUAUCAUUUAUUUGUUUUC
Asparagus officinalis (garden asparagus) is the source of this 1143-nucleotide messenger RNA. Its product is annotated as very-long-chain enoyl-CoA reductase-like. The transcript has 2 exons. Bases 105 to 917 code for a protein of 270 amino acids. Gene Ontology annotation, molecular function: oxidoreductase activity, acting on the CH-CH group of donors. The record is from RefSeq and is a predicted model, not a curated record. Gene Ontology annotation, biological process: lipid metabolic process. Lineage: Eukaryota; Viridiplantae; Streptophyta; Magnoliopsida; Asparagales; Asparagaceae.